GAACUGACACGGAUACUGACACUGACACUGACAGUAAAAGUACGGAAGGAACGUUAGCUCAACACCAAACACGACCUGCCGGUAGGCACCCAGGGCUUGGACGAUCCGACAAAUUGUCAACGAAUCGGGCGCGCCAGGGCAUCUUCUUUUCAGAGGGGCAUGAGCUAAGAAGGCCCUUGACAUGCUGAGAGAGCCGCGCGCCGGCAAAGGGCCCACCGGAGGGCUGUCGAAGAUGCAAGAACUAGAACAAGGGAUUCAGGUGCUGAGUCAGAGGUGUGAGGAACUUUCCUUAGAGAAGGAGGAAUUGAUUGCAGAAAAUGAAAUAAAUUUGGCCAAAUGUAAGGAAGAUAGCGAAUCCCGCUUUGGAGAGCAACUUCGAAAUAAAAAUCAUCAGUGGAAACUCAGUCAAGAGCAAACAGAAAAGGAGCACAAGGAACUGCUCACUCAACUCCAAGCUGAGUUGGAAUCCCGUAAGUCAGAAUUGGACGACUCGAGUUUGAAGGAGCAGAUCCAAGGUCUGCUAGAAGACAGGCAGUCCUACGAAAAUGUCGUUCUUACCCUGCGAACACAAUUGCAGGAAAACUAUCUUGAGAAGGGCCAAUUGGAUGCCUUGGCGAGUGAAAAAAACAAAUGCCAGCUGCAAGAACUAGAGGAUUUGCGCAAAAUCGUUGCCCAUAGCAUCCAAGAGGUGGCUGAUCUGCGUUCAGACAAGGCAAUUCUUAAAGAGGAGAACGAAAUGCUGUAUGAGAAAAUUGAGCUUAUGGAGGACACCGAACAUGCUCUGAGACGUGUGCAGGCGCGCGCCAGAGCCCUUGAAGCAGAGUGUGGCCGCCUCAUUACUCGUGUAAUAAGAAAUACUCACUCAGUAGCAAUGAAAGGAGGAGAGGGAAAAAAUUAUUCAAAUUAAAUUAAGAAUAAAACGCUUUGAAUUGGAAAUUAUGAGGAACAAAAAUUCUUGCAAAAUGAAAAGAAAUUAGCUGGAGCAAAAUCGCAUAAGAUAUUAUACUUUCUGGUAAAAAAAACGCCUAGUUAAGCUCUUCUGGCUCAGCUCUUCUGGCCAUUAAAUUUGUGGCGACCUCUAUACCACUUUGUACUCGCCAGCUGAUACUGACAAGCCAGUAUAGUUGACGUCACGUGUGUUGUGAGAUAUUUAAUCACGCCUUUAAACAACAACCAAUUUUUUUGUAGUUUUUUCGACUUUGCCAAAGAAGUUUUAGGACUGAAAAUGAAAUAUUGCUAAUAAAGUUAAUUAUGUGAAAUAUUUAUCAAAAAUUAAUGAAAUAUAAUUUUUAAUGCAUUAUUAACACUGAUUUCGAGCAAAGCUUGGUGCCUUACCUCUGACUAUGAGGAACGCUCAUAUUAACUCAGGUUAUUUUAUUCGUUUUAUUCUCAUACUCUAAAAUAUAAACAGAUGUUCAAAAUUGAUCUUCUAAUAUACAUAUUGUAACUUUAUAAAGAUAAAAAUAUAAAUUUCGCUAAUACAA
Cloeon dipterum is the source of this 1484-nucleotide messenger RNA. Its product is annotated as keratin, type II cytoskeletal 78-like. NCBI's taxonomy places the organism in Eukaryota, Metazoa, Arthropoda, Insecta, Ephemeroptera, Baetidae. The transcript has 4 exons. The coding region runs from base 182 to 907 and encodes 241 amino acids. The record is from RefSeq and is a predicted model, not a curated record.